Molecule: messenger RNA, 663 nt
Organism: Microthlaspi erraticum
Lineage: Eukaryota; Viridiplantae; Streptophyta; Magnoliopsida; Brassicales; Brassicaceae
Source: the annotation of a GenBank genome assembly
AUGACUAAUUCAGAUGCUCAUCCGCUAGCUCCGGCCACCGUACUUCCGGUAAGCAACGAGUCCCUCUCCCACAACAAGAACGCUCUCGGUCGUCGAAGAAACGGAAUCAAAUGCUUAAUCUGCGUCACUGCCACAUCUCUGAUACUAGUCACGAUCGUGUUGACUUUGAUCUUCACGGUGUUCCGAGUCAAAGACCCGAUCAUAAAACUGAACGGCGUAACAGUCAACGGCCUAGACUCAACCAUCGGGACUCAGAUCCAACUGUUAGGCACAAACAUCUCGUUGAUCGUCGACGUGUCUGUCAAGAAUCCGAACACGGCGUCGUUUAGGUACUCGAACACCACAACGGAUAUAUAUUACAAAGGAACCGUGGUGGGAGAAGCACGUGGACCGCCGGGGAAGGCGAGAGCUCAUCGGACGGUGAGGAUGAACAUGACGGUUGAUAUAAUGACGGAUCGGUUACUGUCGGAUCCUGGUUUGGCUCGAGAAGUAAUGUUGUCGGGUCUUGUCAACGUGUGGAGUUACACUAGGGUUAGUGGUAAAGUGAAGAUAUUGGGGAUGGUAAAGAAGAACGUCACGGUUAAAAUGAACUGCACGAUGGCUGUUAACGUCACGCGACAAGCGAUUCAAGAUGUUGAGUGCAAGAAAAAAAUCGAUCUUUGA